Messenger RNA from Fusarium vanettenii 77-13-4, 1677 nucleotides. RefSeq lists its product as uncharacterized. The transcript has 4 exons. Bases 1 to 1677 code for a protein of 558 amino acids. The record is from RefSeq and is a predicted model, not a curated record. Lineage: Eukaryota; Fungi; Ascomycota; Sordariomycetes; Hypocreales; Nectriaceae. Gene Ontology annotation, cellular component: nucleus; FACT complex. Gene Ontology annotation, molecular function: DNA binding; histone binding; nucleosome binding.
AUGACUGCCAUCGAGAGUUUCGACAACAUUUACUUGGACCUCUCCAAGGAGAGCGGCAAGUGCAGAUUCGCCGAAACUGGCUUUGGUUGGAAGCCUGCGAGCGGCGGCGACACCUUCACACUCGAUCACAGCAACAUCGCCUCUGCGCAAUGGAGUCGCGCCGCCAAGGGAUAUGAGAUCAAGAUCUUGCAACGCGCCAAUUCUGGCAUCAUCCAGCUCGAUGGCUUCCAGCAGGAGGACUACGACCGACUCUCCAAGGUGUUCAAGAACUGGUACAGCACUGUUCUCGAGAACAAGGAGCACGCUCUUCGCGGCUGGAACUGGGGCAAGGCAGAGUUCGCCAAGUCUGAACUCACCUUCAGCGUGCAAAAUCGACCUGCUUUCGAGCUCGCCUACUCGGAGAUCGCAAACACCAACCUUGCUGGUCGAAAUGAAGUGGCCGUAGAAAUGUCCCUUCCUGCCACAGCCGCCGAUUCGGGCGCCAACCCGUCGCUCGGCGGAGCUCGAUCAAAGGGCUCCAAGGCUGCCGCUGGUCGCGAUCAGCUGGUCGAGAUGCGAUUCUACAUCCCCGGUGUCACCACUCGUAAGGAGGCCGAGGGCGAGGAUGCUGGCAGUGAUGCCGGCAACGCUGAGGAGGAGAAGAACGCAGCUACUCUCUUCUACGAAACUCUGAUCGACAAGGCCGAGAUUGGCGAAACAGCUGGCGACACCAUCGCCACAUUCUUGGAUGUUCUGCAUCUCACUCCCAGAGGUCGCUUUGACAUCGAUAUGUAUGAGGCAUCAUUCCGCCUCCGUGGAAAAACGUACGACUACAAGAUCCAAUACGAUGCCAUCAAGAAGUUCAUGGUGCUUCCCAAGCCCGACGAGGUUCACUACAUGCUUGUCAUUGGUCUCGAUCCACCUCUGCGCCAGGGUCAAACUCGCUACCCCUUCGUUGUCAUGCAGUUUAAGAAGGACGAGGAGGUUACCAUUGACCUCAACCUCAACGAGGAGGAGCUCAAGAAGAAGUAUCAAGACAAGCUCGAGCCUCACUAUGAGGAGCCUCUCCACCAGGUUGUGGCCAAGAUUUUCCGUGGUCUCGGUAACAAGAAGAUUUCACACCGCAACCAGUACGGUAUCAAGUGUUCCAUCAAGGCCAGCGAGGGUUCCCUCUACUGCCUGGAAAAGGCCUUCAUGUUUGUUCCCAAGCCGGCAACUUACAUCGCCUACGAACAGACUCAGUCGGUCACCUUCUCUCGUGUCGGCGGAGCUGUGUCAGCCUUGUCGACAUUCGAUAUCACUGUUCUCCUGAAGAACGGCGCCGGCUCAUCGCAGUUCAGCAACAUUAGUCGUGAGGACCUGAAGGCUCUUGAGACCUUUUUCAAGCUCAAGGGUCUCCGCGUCAAGAACGAGAUUGACGAAGACGCCAACCUUCUCGCUGCAGCACUUGACCAAGAGAUGGAUGAUUCCGAGGAUGAGGUGGUCGCUAAGGCCGACCGAGGCUCAGCGGAUGAAGACGAGGAGAGUGUGGAUGAAGACUUCCAGGCUGACAGCGAAAGUGAUGUCGCAGAGGAGUUCGACAGCGCCCACGAGAGUUCCGGCUCAGGAAGUGAUGAGAGCGGUGUCGAUGACGAUGGCAAUGACGAUGAUGAUGACAAUGAGGAGGAGAGGCCCAAGAAGAAGAAGAAGACCACCUAA